AUGCAAACGACAGUGGAGCCAGUCAGGAACGAAUCAAAUAAGGAAGUGGGUAAUACACUAUUCACGAGGUUGCUGAAAACUCUUCGACAACCCACGAUAAGUUUCGUUCUUUUGGGGGCUCAUCAGGUAGGUACGUUCUAUUUGAACCCAAACUGCAUGAAGUUAGCGAAGUACACUCAUUUGCAUACCAGUUUUGUUUUCACGGGAAACCCAACUGAACCGUUGGUAGGUACGUUCUAUUUGAACCCAAACUGCAUGAAGUUAGCGAAGUACACUCAUUUGCAUACCAGUUUUGUUUUCACGGGAAACCCAACUGAACCGUUGGUUGUUCUCCUUUGUGGGCUGUCGAAGGGUUUUCAGUGA
Opisthorchis viverrini is the source of this 363-nucleotide messenger RNA. RefSeq lists its product as hypothetical. The transcript has 3 exons. NCBI's taxonomy places the organism in Eukaryota, Metazoa, Platyhelminthes, Trematoda, Opisthorchiida, Opisthorchiidae. The record is from RefSeq and is a predicted model, not a curated record. The coding region runs from base 1 to 363 and encodes 120 amino acids.